AUGACACUAUGUGAACUUUGCUCUUACGUCCAAUUAAACGUGACGCUGGGCAUAUUGUACGUUUACUCGAUCGGGCCAUUCGUGAAUUACGCGUGGCUGGCAAUCUUGUGUGGCAUCUUACCUGUGAUCUGGUUCGUUCUGGUCAUAUUGGUGUUGCCCGAAUCGCCCACUUAUCUCUGGCGGUCCGGCAAAAAGAAGGAAGCGGAAGACGCGUUGGUUAUGUUGCGCGGCAAGGACUAUGACAUCACCGGCGAGUUGGCGGCGCUGCAGAAAGAGCUCGAGGACAAGAAGCCCAACAGCAAGUUGAAGGAUCUGGUAAAAUCGAGGGCCACGUUGCGAGCAGCAUUCAUCGUCUUGGGUCUGCUUGGGUUCCUGUCAUGUUCGGGCAUCAACGUUGUAAUAUUCUACGCCGAGUCCAUAUUCAAGUGCGAAAACUGCAUCAUAUCCCCGAAAGUCAGCUCCAUCGUCAUCGGACUCCUCCAAGUCAUAUUCACUUUCACGUCCUCGCARCUGGUGGACAGGGCCGGCCGGCGAGUGUUGUUGCUGAUCUCCGAUUCGGUGAUGGCCGUGUGUCUCGGAUCCCUGGCCUUCUACUUCUGGCAACAGGAGCGGGGCGUCGACGUGUCGGCGUUCAGUCUGGUACCGCUCAUCAGCUUGGGCGUUUAUAUCAGCACGUUCGCGCUGGGCUUCGGGCCCAUACCGGGUGUCAUGAUUGGAGAACUGUUCAGCCCGGAGUUCAAGGGACUGGCGAUCGGCGUCGUGUGCGUGCUCGCAUCCUUGAUCGAGUUCUGCGUGGUCAAAUCGUAUCAGACCCUGUUGAAUCACUACGACCGUGGCGUCACGUUYGGAUUAUUCGCCGGGUGCUGCGUGGUGGGCACCUUGUUCGUGUUUUUCCUGGUGCCGGAGACGAAGCACAAAUCCCUGCAGGAAAUCCAAGAGGAACUGGGCGGCAAGAAGRACAGGAGGACCGGCCAGUCGCAAAACGCGUCRGGAUCCCAGGGCGUCAGCACUUCAGGGUGAUCAACCUCACCACCUUG
Messenger RNA from Diuraphis noxia (Russian wheat aphid), 1037 nucleotides. Its product is annotated as trehalose transporter 1-like protein. Gene Ontology annotation, cellular component: membrane. Gene Ontology annotation, biological process: carbohydrate transport; transmembrane transport. Gene Ontology annotation, molecular function: sugar transmembrane transporter activity. The record is from RefSeq and is a predicted model, not a curated record. NCBI's taxonomy places the organism in Eukaryota, Metazoa, Arthropoda, Insecta, Hemiptera, Aphididae.